Alternaria arborescens is the source of this 1656-nucleotide messenger RNA. RefSeq lists its product as hypothetical. Gene Ontology annotation, molecular function: oxidoreductase activity. The record is from RefSeq and is a predicted model, not a curated record. The transcript has 2 exons. NCBI's taxonomy places the organism in Eukaryota, Fungi, Ascomycota, Dothideomycetes, Pleosporales, Pleosporaceae. The coding region runs from base 1 to 1656 and encodes 551 amino acids.
AUGGCACCUAAAGACGUACGUCCUUCAACCCGCUUUCUCAACGGACCCAAUCUUCCCGAGCCGCAAGGUUAUAGCGAUGCGGCUUCAGUCAACGGAGCGAAGCGCACCAUAUACACCUCCGGUCAGUUGGGUCAGCAUAGCGAUGGCUCGUUCACUAGCGCAUUUGGAGAACAAGCAUUACCAGCAACCAGAAACCUCCUCGACGUGGUCAGAGCAGCUGGAGCCUCAGCCAAGGACUUUGUGAAGUUGACGUUCUAUAUCGUCGACUGGAACGAAAAUAUGCAUGAAGAACUGUUUGCCGCUCUCUCGCUACUUGCAAUAAGCGAUGGCGGGACUCCCAUGCAGCCCACCACGACCCUCAUUCCUGUGCCGAGACUUGCUUUCUCAGAAGCCAAGUUAGAGAUCGAAGCAGUGGUGUGUGUUGGAGGCCUCGCACAGAUCUGGACUGUUGAAGAAGACAGCACUAGCCAACCUUCUGAUGCUAAAGAAAUCGAUGUCGUCGUCAUUGGUGGUGGGUUCUCCGGUUGCAUGGCAGCAUACGAUGUCCAUCAGGCUGGUCACAGCGUCAUGCUCUUCGAAGCCAAGCAUCGUAUCGGCGGUCAAAGUAGCACACAGAAGCUGAGAAGUGGCCCUGGACUUGUUGAACUGGGUGCGACAUGGAUUAACAAGGUCACACAACCGACUGUCUAUGAGCUGACGAGGCGUUUUGGACUCGACUGCAAGGACCAAUACCUUCAGGGUGAUGUGAUAUGGAAGCUGCAUGACGGGAGUUUUGUACGGGCCAGUACGAACCUGCCAGAGAUUCGAGACCCAGAGAUGGCGGAGACACUUGGCAAGCUCAUGGGGACCUUUGCCUUGGCCGCAGAGGAGACCGAUAUCCACAACCUUGGAUCGUUUCCCAAAGAGGAAGACGUCAGUGUUUCGGAUCGGUUGACCACGAAAGGUCUAUACAACGAUGCCUUACUCCAGGGUCUUGCAAGGUUUCUCACCACGGCAUGGGUUGGUCGCGAACCGUACGAAUGCGGGAUCUAUUACAUCCUGGACUACGUCAGAUCAGCCGGCGGCCUCGCGAGCAUCAAUACCGAUGGUCCAGGUGGAGCGCAAGGGUUGAAGAUCAAACAAGGAACUUCCGCUAUUGCGACUGCGUUAGCAGGCGCUAUAGAGCCCGGGUCUGUACAGAUCAACGCUCCGGUUGACAGCAUCACGCAAUACGGAAAUGUCUGCCAAGUAACCACUUCAAACGGUACCAGAUAUCGGGCAAAGAAGGUCAUCCUUGCAAUUCCCACCAACACAUAUACGAACAUUCGAUUCAGCCCUCCGCUACCUCAUUCGAAAAGAGCCCUCGUAAUGCGUACGAAGCCGGGUAUCUAUGCAACAGUCAUUCUAUCGUAUACUCCGUCGUGGUGCAAAGACGCAGGUCUACAGGGCAAGUCCAUGUCCAUGAAGGGCCCUAUCUGCUUCUCUUGGGAUAUCAGCGAUGAUGCGACAAAGCAGUACUCGCUUGCUUUGUUUGUUGCUGGUGAUACCGCCACAGCUUGGCACCGAUUGAGCGAGCUGAGCCGUGAGGUGGCGCUCAUCGACCAUCUAGUAUCGUUUGUCGGACCUGAACUAGCUGAUAAAGCGCGAGACGUCCUCGAUGUGGAUGCUGUCGAAUAG